AAAGGAUAGAUUUUGGUGACGGACAUUUGAUUCUAUAGAAAUUUGUUUGAGGAAGAUACUAGGUUCAAUGUUACAUUCUCUAUAAAGGUUUAUAUUUAGAAUAAAAACAUUUGUAACAGUAGCCGAGACAACACAAUGGGUCAGUUGGAUUCCCAGUUCGUCACUUUAAAUACCACGUUUACCUUGAAAGCAAAGUGAAAUAUUGGUCAGUUUUUCUUAGGAUUGUUUUGUGACAGAAGGGCUGGACUGUACCCGUUUAAAAUUUUUAUUAAACUGAAGUUUUUAAAGGUACAGUGUAGAUGCUACCUGUUUCUGGAUAUAAGGCAAAUAAUUACGAUUAACUGUAUCAGAAAAAAACUUCAAAGAAGUACAUUCAAAGAAAUCUCAAAAGCUUGGAUUAAACAGUCUAUUCUUCUAACGAGAUUAUGUAAAUAGAUUACAGUACAAAGGAUAAAUUAUUUAUAACAAUUUCAUAAUUGGAUUCAGUUAGAUGGAAUUAGACGAUUUCUGUACAGAAAAAAAAUGAACUAAACACUGAGGAUGUUUUGCAUAGGAUAACUAUAUUUACAACAAAAAAUGGUAAUUAGCAAAAGGAGGAUGGUUGCUACACCUGUAGAUGUCAAAUUUGAUAACUGACACACGUUUAUACCUGUUAAUGAUUAAGUAAUGAUUAAUUGAUGCCAAAAAAACGUGUGAUACAAAGUUAAGAAACUGCAACAUGGUCACGAUACUUGUGAUUAAAAUGCCAGAAACAAAUUGGUUAAGGAAUCCAAAUUAGCAAGGCAACUGUAUUCAAUUUUAUUAACUUCUGUGUGGAUUUAUUAAGUAAAAACUGAAAAUUGACAGAAAAUAUGCAUUCAGUUUAAAUUGUAAUGGCAUCUUCACAGAAGCAAACAUAUUCACCCAGACGUUCUGUCAGUUUUAAUUAUGCUGAUUAUUGGAAUCAAAUCAGGGGAACAUCAAAGUUAGAGUCUAGUGUAAAAGUUCUGCGGUCAUCAUCGUUCCUACAGAAAGCCAGAGAGGCACAGGAAAGAGAGAGAAAUAGACUGGGGAUUCAAGAUGAUAGUAUUGUACAGAAACAGUCCUCUUCCAGUAUGAAACAAAGACCAAGGAGGAUAGAAAGCUUCCAUGGUUCAAGAACUAGGCGUUAUGAUAAAACUCCUUCAGUAAGUUCUUCAACAGAAGGUAGUAUACAGUCAUAUCAAACCGCAGAAAGUAGAGAAUUGAGAGAGAGCGCCACUGUACAGAAUGAAAAGGGGGAUAAUCAGUUACCAAUGGAACAAGCAACAACCCCCACAACAAAGCAGGUGAAAGAAUGGCCAACGAUGGCCGAUUUGUCGCAAAAACAAAUAUUACCUAACAAAUAUGAUGGUAACCAAGGUUACUUCAACCCUCAUCUGUCUCCAUCUAAAUCGUCUCCGAGUCUCGACAAGGAGGAGCCACAUCAUGUGAAAACUGGGAAUUACACGUCACCUUUAAUGAAUAAAUCUAGUCCGAAUAUCCAUGACGACGUUAAAAAAUCCACACCAUCAUCAUCAUCAUCCUCAUCGUAUUUAGCAAAUCAAAAAUGGUUUUCACCGAGUGCCUUCCAAAAACAGUCACCAAGACAAUAUCAUAGUAGUAAUAACUUUUAUCAGUCGUCACCACAAUUCACAAAACAUAAUCCAAAUGACUAUCAAAACUUACAAGAUAUACAGCAAAGCAUUAACCAACCUAAUGUAAUGUCAUAUAAUCUUCCUACACCAGUAGAAAAGGAGGAAAGUGACCCAGAACUUCAAGGGCUUACAAAGGGGGAUAAUCGUCCCUUGUGUUCUCCGCCAGCUCCACCAACCAGAGAUAUAUCAAGUUUAAAAUAUGUGCCAUUAAGUAACCAAAGUCAUGCUAAAUAUCCGUCGUGGCCAGUAACACAACCAAGUGCUGAUAUAGAAAGUGGCGAGCCUAUUAAUGCACCACUAAGUUUGUUAAAUGAACACAAUCCAAAUCAAAAUAAUGUUAGAGCAUUAAAGGACAGGAAUAGUCCUAAUUCUGAACGAAAAGCUAGUGACAGAAAUGCAAGCGACCCUGGGUUCAAGAAACCUAUUCCGUUUGCUGUCUUUCUCAAAAGACCAGAUCAAAGACACCAACAAUAUGGAAGCCAUGUUCAAAGUGAUAGGAAAGACACUGAUUCAAAAAUGAAUGAAUUUUUUGAGAGUUUACCAGGAUAUCAACAACCAAUCUUUGACCAGGAUGGUCAUCGGUUCGGGGAUGAAAAAUACAACGUGUCCCCACCAGAAAGAGAGAGUGAUGGGAGAUAUCCAUCACAAAGGGUGUCAAAUAAAACAACAGAUAACAGAUACACCCCUCAAUAUAGAAUCUACCAGGAGCCUGUAAAUUCAUCACGGAUAACAAGAGAUUCGGGAUCAAAUCCAUUACUUAGUCCAGAUAAGGACUCUAAACCGUCAUUCAGUGACUUGAGGUACUCGGAUAAAUCAUUAUUACAAGUUACACCAGACAACAAAUUUACAGACAGUAGCACAAGUCCUAUGCAAAGUCCUAAGGAUUCCAAACUUCCACAUGGGUCUAAGGAUAAUUAUCCUGACAAUGUUCAAACAAGUAUAUACGAUCCGAAAAACAAUAGUUAUCUUGUGAAGAAAACUAUGGUGUGUUAUACAACAGGAACACAGACGGAAUUCAAUUCACCGAGGAAGAAGUCGCCAUCAUCACCAGGAUAUAAUAUGCAUUUUCCUUUUGAUAAGUCAAACCAAGCAAUUCAAACUUCUCCCGAAAACACAAACAAGGAUGACGACUUUGUUCGCAUGCGUAAGAGUUCUCGAGAUAGACACGAGGAAAGUUACGAAUCUCGACCUAGACCAAAGAGCACUAGUGAAAAGGAUAAAAUUUUAUUAAAUAAUAUUAAUUCAGAACUUGAUUCAAAUGAUCAGCAUUCUGCACCGUUUAUGAGAAAACUUGCACGUGAUUUAUUGGCUAAUCAGAGCCAGGAACAUAAAAGACGAUCAACAAGUUCUAGUGGUGGUAGUGGAUUACGUAGUCCAAGCUCAGACUAUUCUCAUUAUUUUGGUGAACUGAGAGAAUCAGGAUCUUACAGUAGUGUUAUAAUUCAUGAUGAUUUGUCUGAAGCUGAGAGUGCAACAUCUUCUAAACCUGAUGGAACAUACGAUAGUGAAAAACAACAUUUACAUCAGUUUGAAAAGUUGAAAAGUCCAAGACGUAGUCUUGAUCCUUCAAUGUUUUCACAAAAACUUAGUAGUCGUGGCUUACAAAACUCUAGGUAUGGAUCAGAAGCACAAUUGGUGAAUCAAAGUCACAAAGAUCAUACAUCAAGUAUGAUCAAUUUACCAAGAUCAGCUAGGGAAGAUUCUCGACCUAAAUUUUCUAGGCCAAGUACGGAUUCAUCCACGCCAUCACAUAAGACAGGAAGUUCUACUGAUACCUUUUCAUCAACUAGUACCCACUAUAGUUUUGAUACUUCUCCUGGGCCAUAUGUUCCAGGAAUACCAGGACCAACACAGCAUUCAACUAGAAGGGAAUCAAAUGAUUCAGUCUUUGUUGAUGAAAAGUCUCCAUUUGAGAAAAAGGGAGAUAACUUCAAAGAUUUUAAAUCCCAAAUUAACAAUGACAAAAAAUCAAAAACAACUGCUUGGGUAGGUAGAACACAAUCAAUGAAAAAGGCUUAUGGAGUAUAUGAUGAAACACAUAGCUUGAUUCACAAGAGACAAGAAAGUGAAGUCUCGUCAAGUUCUAGUGAAAAUCAUCAAUUUAUUCAUAGUCGAUCGCAGUCUGAUACAAACUAUUUGCCAAUGAAUGAAAUCAGAUCAAAACAAAAUAGUGAUAAAAUGCUUGGUGCAAUUAAUGAAGAAACAUCUGAAGCAAGAUGGCAAGAUGCUCUUAGAAAGUCAAAGUCGAGAGAAAUUUCAUAUGAACAAAAUAUUAGUGAACUAGAUGUUAAAAAGCAUGUGAACGAAAAAUUACGUGAGUAUCAAAAUAAAACGGAAAUGGAAAGAACAAACUUAAAAAGAACAUCAUCUGAACAGUUUAGACCGAUGAAAGAAAGAAUGGCAAAUAAAACCCAUUCAGAAUCUAAACUUGAUGAACCAAAACAACACUUAUUACCAAACAAAGAUCUGGAUAUGCGUCAAGCUAAAGUUACAAAAUCUAACUCUAGAGAGAAAAUUUCGCAAUCUCCGUCUCAGUCUCAGACUGAUUUACGCAGUCCUUCAAGUUCUGAUUCUUCUAGGAGAAGCAGUGAUCGACUUCCUUCUCCUUCUAGUUCUCGGUUAGAUUUGCGACCUGACUCUAACAGUGGUAGCGAUAAGAAAUCGCCUUCUCCGUCAUCAUCACGUGCUGAUUUAGUUGGUUCCAGAGAUGAUCUAAAACGUGCUCAGAAAAAUGCUCUGCAAAAUUUUAUGCUUACAAAAACAGGUAGAUUACCUUCAGAUGAAGAAGAAAAACUGCAUCAACAUCAAAAUAAUGGGAAUGGACAAAGCCAACCUGAUCGUCCAACUAGGUUGUCUGUCACGGAAUCUUUUCGUAAAAAAUAUGCAGAGGGUGAUAAAUUACGAAGGUCAAGGUCAAUAUCGUCAACGGAUAGUGGAAAUUACACAGAGAUGAGACCACCUAUGCGUCCACAGCCGACAGAAUGGUCGAGAAUGAGAUCCCAGACGAGACGACCUCAGUCUAUUGGUUCAGAUUCUGGUUCUAGUUUGGUUGACCCCUAUGCUGUUACACCAGUUAUUUCGUCUUCCUUUGAUCACCAACGAAGCGAUUCGUUAGAAUCACCCAGGGUAGAAGAGAUGUCAAAAGAUUUACAGUCAAGUGGAGAUACAACACCACACAGACAUUCUAUAAGGACAAGGAAACAUGUCCCGAUAAUAAUUCAGUCACCUCGUUACUCCGGCCCUCGAAUGGGUUCUUCAAACAUUUACCAGAACUUGAUGCCAGAACAUCCUGGUUACAGAAAGCCACCUCCUCCUCCACCUCCAUCAGAGGAAGAGAAACCUCCAGAAUUACCACCAAGAAAUUAUCGUCCCAAAGACAUUUCACAGUCAGACUCGCAACUUAGGCAACAACGGUAUCUACCGCCACAGGAAGAAUCUCAUGAACAAUAUGCAGAACAAUUACGCAAAUUCUCUCGUAGAUAUUCAGAACAGUCAUCAGCUUCAAUGAUGUAUCUUUCCUCCAAAACUCAGACUCACAUUACACAGUCUUUUCCAAAACCAGAGGUUAAGUCUUUAGAGGCAACGUCACCAAUUACAUCACAUUCACCUCCGUCUUCAAUCUCAGCGGAGACUACGAAAAUGUCAACUUCCCAGUUUGUUCCACAACAGCAGCCAUCUUAUUCAGCAAGUUUUACGCAGCCGACAUCGCAAACUAAAAAUGUGUCGCCCUCGUCAUCUCACCAUCAAAGUCCAUCAUCGUCAAGUUUUGACAUCAGUAAUGAGAAAUUAAAUGACAGUCGACACCUUCAGCCAAGCCCAAGACAGAGUCCACCAAUGUCAAGAAAUAGACAGCCUAGUCCACAACAACAUAGUCCUCCACCAUCUGUGUUAAGACAGAUCAGCUCACCAGACCCACCCCCUCCACCAACACCAAUAAAGGAGGGUGUAGAAUUUAACCAGGAGUUACCUCCCCCUCCUCCAGAAAUAUUAAACACUUUGGAGCAGAAGCCUGAUGGAUUUUCUGAUGACUCUUACUUGGCACACAAAAGUAAAGGAGAGACUCGUCAAAUAGGCACAUACAAAAGAUCCUCAACAACGGGAGAUGUCAGCAAACUGCCAUCAGAAACAAACAAUAAUAAAGUGGAAAUUCAGAAACCACCACGUAAACGAUUACUACAACAAGCAUGGCAACCACAGACUAGUCAGCCAGAAAUUUCAGAACAUAGCAAUGAACAAAGUUCUGUUCCACGAUUCUCUGCAUCGGAGAGUCGGGUCAACCCAAAUGUUGUGAAAUCUGUGGCAAAACCUUUAGAAAAGAACCACGUACAACAAAGACCCCUGGGUAGUUCAUAUAGUGCCAGCGCUCUUCUUACUCCUCGACCAUUUUCGUCUACAGCAGGCACUUCCCAGAAAGACACUCACAGUCACUCUGCUGACAGGGAAGAGCGGACAUCUGUACGAGAUCAGAUAUUUAGUUAUGAGAAAAAAGCUACACCAAGGAGACCUGAUAGAUUUAAUUCUCCAAAACUAAUACCUCGAUCUCCAAGUAAUAUAAACAGUUCUAGGUCACAUGUAGAUCAAAUGAAUGAUUCAAAUGGCUUUGAUUCUACAAGGAGACCUAGCAAUGAAAAUUUACAGCAAAGUGAAUUACAAAAUAACUUAAGUAAUAGUGUUCAUGAGGGAUCUUCAAGACUUUCUUUAGAUAGUGAUCCUUCAAAAUAUUCCUCUCCUCGACGGACUUCUAAUCCCCCUGAGAAGCAUAAAAUCAAUUUCAUAGGAAGAUAUGGAAACGAUGGAGAUCAGGAGAGGAAAAAUCUUUCUCAUUCAGACUUCAACGGGGAUGUAAAAUUAUCUUUACGUUCUCAAGACAACCAUCAAAAUGAAUCGUUCAUUUUACCGAAUAAUUCAGGUGAUAAAGGGCAUUCGUAUCGCCAUAGUAACCGAAGCAGUGAUCAUGACACUCAUAACGUUAAUAAAUCCCAUAUGUCUUUCACGCCAAACCAUGAACAGCAUCCUGCGGAGAGGAAAGGUUUGGUAGAAAAAGGUCAUAAUAGUGCUAGGGACCAAGAGUUACAAGUCUGUCACGUUCGACAAAGGUCACAAGAGGAGCUAGAAUGUGAUAAAAAAGUGUCAGAAAUAGUAAAAAAGGACGAGUCUUUGAAACAGGUGCUAAAAGUAGAUAAUAAAGGUCGAAUGGACUUCAUGAAUGGACUGUUUCCAUUGGACGAGCCAGUUCGUCUUCAUCACUCACCCCAUCAUUCCCCUCAAUCUUCUAGUGUGAACGAGGACAAGCAUAUAGAAAAUGACAGAAGAACAGAGGAACAAAAAUCACCAUUGGAUACAUCAGCUUUACCAGCAGAUUAUUUUAAGUCCUCGCCAAAAGCUAAGAUUGAGAUGGAUAUGAGAGGUAAAAGUGACGAGUUUAACCAGGAAAUGUCAAAGGAGAUAGGAGAUCCGGAUACACUCAUCAAAACUAAGGAGGAACUUGUAAGAAGUAUUCAGAAGAAAGUAGAAAAGUUGAAAGAAGAAAAAUCAGAAUUACAGAAAGAAUUAGAUGAAAUUGAUGAAGUUGGACAGAAGUUAGUAGAGGUCGUACAACAGAAAGGUCGUACACAACAAGAGAAAGACAAGUUUAGCUCCUAUAUCACAGACAUGGAGAAGAUCAUCAAAUUACUCCUUAAACUUUCUGGGUUACUGGCACGAGCAGAGAAUGCUCUACAAAGUCUCCCAGAUAAUUCUAGUCCUAGUACAAAGAAGUUAGCAGUAGAUAAAAGAGACAGAUUACGAGAUCAACACGAAGAAGCCAAAUCGUUAAAAGAAGACAUAGAUAAACGCAGUGCUCAGGUUUCCAUUUUUCUUCAGGACUGUUUGACUGAUGCUGAACAUGAAGACUAUAAAUAUUUCGUUCAAAUGAAAUCAAAACUGACGAUAGAAAUGCAGGAGUUCGAAGACAAAAUUACUCUUGGUCAAGAACAAAUAUUAGGUUUGAAACGGAACAUUCCCGAUAAAUGAUUGGUUGUUACAUAGUUGUAUAUUUAUAGAGCAAUAUGUGAUAAUGUGUAUGAUGUGUAUUUGUGUAUGAGUGUGUUUAUCUGUGAGAGAAAGAGUUUAUUAGGAACAUGUCAAAGUAAUGAAUGUCUGUAGUUUUUGUUGAUUAUAAAUUAUUAAGAUUUGUUUUCAUACAUACUGAUGAUUUUAGUGCAUUUUAUACGUUUAUUUUUGUCGUUCAGUUCAGAACAUUUUAUUUGAGUCGGAAGAUGUUUUAAUGUGCUUUAGUGUGUUAUUAAUAUAAAACAAACCAUACCUGUUGUUUUCAACCAAGAAAGUAUAUUUGCAAAAUAUGAUGAUAAUCGUAACAUAUAUUAUGAAAACAUUAUCUGUAAAAGAUAUAUAUUUUUUUUUGCAUGCUUUAUAUGUUUCUUUUUCAAUUUUCAUCUUUCUUUCAUCUACCAUCUAAAUUACAGAAUUAAAAAGUUAAUCAUUAAUUUUAAUUAAAUUGCAAAAAAAAAAACAUUUCAGUUAUUCAUUUCAUGGCAGAUAGGGUGCCUGACGAAAUUUUAAACAUAUUUAACAUUAAUUUUUGAUUAAUUUGCAAGAAAAACAUUUUAUCAUUCAUUUCAUGGCAGAUAGGGUGCCUGACGAAAUUUUCAGCAAAACAUUUUCACAUUAUUGUUUUUUAUUUCGAUACAUUGUUUGGAACUAGCAGUAUAUAUUAUUUUAGUAUGAAAUCCUGACAUACAACUUUUAUUUUAUAUUAAGAUGAUCUCAUCACAUUUAAGAUAAACUUUAAUUUGCAAACCUUUUAUUGGUUUUGAGAGAUUUUAAGAUUUUGUAAGAGAAGGAAUGUUUUGAUGAUUACUAUUCUUCCUUUGGCAUGCUGAAAAUUUUAAAACGUAAUACAUUGAAAAAUUCAAUGUUUUAGAAUGUGAUUAAUAUGGUGAAUUUUAUGAAAGAAACAAGGUAAAUGUGUCCACAUGGUAUCAGUAAUACAUAAUUCCAAAUUUAUAUUUUCAUAUAAAAAAAAGAAAGUAUAUUUUUGUAAAUAAUGUACAUAAAAUCAAAUAUAUUCAAUUGUAUAUGGACUAUUUCACACCUCGGUUCAGGGGACAUAACUCUCAGCUUAUAGUUUGUUUGAUUUUCAGUAAAGUUCUUUUCAUUUAUUUAGAGAAAAAAAUUAAAUCAAUGGAUUUUUUUAAGGUGUUUAACUUUACUUAUAUGAUAUGGUACUUCAAGAUUUAAAAAAAAUUUCUCAAUAUCAUAAAACUAAGAAUCAGUUGACCUUGAUAGAAAAGAUAAGAAGACUUUAGUAUGAUGUCAAUUUCUAAAACAAUUAAAUAUUUAGUUUAGUUACUAUAUUUUACUCUAUGCAACCUUCUGCUUUAGGACAAUACAAUUGUUUUCACCAUACAUGUAUGGUUUUGAAUUGUAUUUUCAUGCUGAAUCUGAAAAUCAAACAAACUAUUAUUUUUAUUUUGUUGUAAUUUAUUUAUAUGUUUUGGUGCCUUGUUGUCGAAUCAGCAAGAAUAUAUGUCAAAAAAUGUAUGUUUCAACACUCAUCCAAGUCAUCAACAAAAAUGUUUUAAAUGAAAAAAAUAAAACAUUUAAUGUUAUUUUAA
Molecule: messenger RNA, 9271 nt
Organism: Mytilus californianus (California mussel)
Lineage: Eukaryota; Metazoa; Mollusca; Bivalvia; Mytilida; Mytilidae
Product: serine/arginine repetitive matrix protein 2-like
Exons: 11
Coding region: 873-7667 (2264 amino acids)
Biological process (GO): actin filament organization
Cellular component (GO): cortical actin cytoskeleton; adherens junction; apical plasma membrane
Molecular function (GO): actin filament binding
Source: RefSeq, a predicted model, not a curated record